GCAGGCUCGGCGCCGUGUCCGGGGCAGCGCUGACUGACACAAGUUGGAGAGGGUGAUUGGCGGCUGUGAGACGCUGGCGGCUUUGUGGGGAAGCCCGGGGGCUGGUCUGUGGCGGCGGGGAGGGAGCUGCUAAAUACUGUGCCAUCCAUCCACGCAGCACACCACACCCGCCUGCCCGAGUGUGAGAGAGUGUUGUGUGUGUGUGAGCGAAGUACAACAGCACACACGCUCACUCUCCCUAUCACUCUCUCCUCUCCCACUCCCUCCUGUGUGUGUGUGAACACACUCUCUCUCCAACCCUCUCCCUCUCUCUAUCUUUCUCUCCCACUCCCUCUCGUGUGUGUGUGAACACUCUCUCCCUCUCUCUAUCCCACUCACUCCCGUGUGUGAGUGAACACUCUCUCUCCUCUCUCUCCCUCACCUCUCUCUCCCUCUCUCCAUCACCUCUCUCCCCUGUCCCUCUCUAUCUUUCUACCUCUUCUCCCACUCCCUCCCAGGUGUGUAUUUCCCUCUCUCUGUAACUCUCUUCUUUCGCUAUAACUUCUUUCUCUUGCUCUCUCCUCUCUGUCUCUCUCUCCCUCUGAUCUCUAACUCUCUCGCACACUCUUCCUCUCUCCCCUCCCUCCCUCCCUCCCUACCUCAGUCUCUCUCUCUCUCUCUCUCUCAUUCACUCUCACCCUCCCGUGUGUCUCAGUGUCUCUGACCUCUGGCCAGCGCCGGGCGGGGAGAGUCAGUGUCCGUGGGGCCGGCGCCAGGAGCGCGGAUCCCGGGCGAGAUGCGGCGUUUGCCGGCGCCGGCUUGGUCGCUGCUGCUGCUGCCGCUGCUGUCGCUGCUGCUGCUGCUGCUGUGCCCGGGACGGGCCGAGGAGUACGAGUAUUACAGCUGGCAGUCGGACCACCUGCAGGCCGGCCGCUUCUACACUAAACAGCCGCAGUGUGUGGACAUCCCGCCCGACCUCAGACUGUGUCACAACAUCGGCUACCGCAAGAUGCGGGUGCCCAAUCUCCUGGAGCACGACUCCCUGCCUGAGAUCAAACAGCAAGCCAGCAGCUGGGUGCCUCUCCUGGCCAAACAGUGCCACCCCGACACGCAGAUCUUCCUCUGCUCCCUCUUCGCCCCCAUCUGCCUGGACCGCCCCAUCUACCCGUGUCGUUCCCUCUGCCAGGCCGUGAGGGACGGCUGCUCGCCCGUCAUGGGCUCCUUCGGCUUCCCCUGGCCCGACAUGCUGAGAUGCGAUCGCUUUCCCCUCGACAACGACCUCUGUGUCUCGCUGCAGUCUCCCGGGAGCCCCGUCACUCAGCCUCCAGUCUCGAAGAUCUGUCCACCUUGUGACAACGAGAUGAAGGCGGACGUUAUUCUUGAGCACUACUGCGCCAGCGAGUUUGCGCUGAAGAUGAAGAUCAAGGAGAUAAAGAGGGAGAAGGGCGAUCGCAAAAUCAUCUCCCAGAGGAGGAAGAAGGUGCUGAAGAUGGGGCCUUUAAAGAAGAAGGAUCUCAAGAAGUUGGUUCUAUUCAUUAAAAACGGAGCGAGCUGCCCGUGCACCCAGCUGAACAAUCCUAGCAGCAGCUUCCUCAUCAUGGGCCGUAAGUGGGACAACCAGUUUCUCCUCACCGUCAUCCACCGGUGGGACAAGAAGAACAAGGAUUUGCGGCAUGCCUUGAAGCAGAUGAAAACCUACCAGUGCCCCACAUUCCACCACAUCUUUCAAUGACUGCUCUUGGGCCAAGGACUCCGUUUAGGAUAGACACACGCAAGCAAAGUCACAGCAAUUCCUUUUAUGGCGUCUCUGUUAUAAAAAUAAUCACGCAUGGUUUCUGCCAGCCUUAUCCAAUGACCUUGUCCAUACAUAGCAAUUAUUCUAUAAUCUCUCUAGUGCCGAUAACCUGAUGGAAUGGAACGUGAAAUCCUGCUUUAAAUGGACGUGAUGGAUGAAUGGAUACUUAAGGACAUUUAGGGAGCGAUUGAAAAACACAGCACGGAAACGGGCCCUUCGGCCCAUCGAGUCCACGCCGGUUCUAUGCCAUCCCACUUUCUCACCCACUCCCUACACACUAGGGAACGAUUUACAGAGGGCCAAUUAACCUACAAACCUACCGUCUUUGGGAUGUGGGAGGAAACCAGAGCACCCGAAGGAAAGUCAUAGAGAUAGAGAG
Leucoraja erinaceus (little skate) is the source of this 2153-nucleotide messenger RNA. It is a transcript of the gene sfrp5, whose product is annotated as secreted frizzled-related protein 5. The record is from RefSeq and is a predicted model, not a curated record. Lineage: Eukaryota; Metazoa; Chordata; Chondrichthyes; Rajiformes; Rajidae. The transcript is spliced from 3 exons. Gene Ontology annotation, biological process: non-canonical Wnt signaling pathway; canonical Wnt signaling pathway; negative regulation of canonical Wnt signaling pathway. The coding region runs from base 776 to 1711 and encodes 311 amino acids. Gene Ontology annotation, molecular function: Wnt-protein binding.